AUGAUAUGCACGGUGGAGCGGAUCGUGGACAAGAGGCGGAACAAGAAGGGGAAGUGGGAGUACCUGAUCAGGUGGAAAGGCUAUGGGAGUAAGGAGGACACCUGGGAGCCGGAGCAUCACCUACUGCACUGUGAGGAGUUCAUCGACCAGUUCAACAGCUUGAGACUGCACUCACACAAGCGGCCCAAAGUCCCCAAAAGCCGCGGGGAGCCCCUCAUCGCCGGACACCCCUCUGCCACAGAAAGCUCCAGAGCUCGGUCCGAGGCCCGCAAGAAGAAAAGGGCGUGCGGCCCGGCUGUUGGAGUUAGAGUGGGAGCUGUUCUUGGGCUCGGCGGGGGUUCGGGACCCACUCAGAAGCAGAGGAAAGUGGGUGUAGGACCGGGGAAACAUGCUUUAGGGGACAGAAUGAGCAAAGCCAUGACGUACAAGGCUCCCCCACCAGGUGGGCCUCACUUUGUUCCUCCACUGAGGGUUCCUCAUAAUGGACUCCAGAACGGAGAGAUGGAUCCUCUUGUGUACAGGACAGCAGCGAGGUCACACAGACUGCCCUCCGACAGAGCGGAGGGAGAACUCGGACACCCGGAUACCACUGGACCGCAGUUUACAGCUGAGCUAGGCUCCCCCCUCGCCAACGGAAAGAUGCAUCUGCACAGCUCAGUAAAGCGAAAGCUGGCCGAGGAGAAAGGCUACGUGUUUGACAAGCGGCUCAGGUACAACGUGCGACAGAACGAGAGCAACUGUCGAUUCCGGGACAUUGUGGUCAGGAAGGAGGAGGGCUUCACGCAUGUCCUGCUGUCCAGCCAGACGACAGACAACAACGCUCUGACACCAGAGAUCAUGAAGGAAGUUUGUCGAGCUCUGGGUAACGCAGCUGCUGAUGACAGUAAGUUAUUGCUGCUCAGCUCGGUGGGGACUGUUUUCUGCAGCGGCCUGGAGCCGUCCUACCUGAUAGGACGUCUGUCCACCGACCGCAGGAAAGAGAGCAGCCGCAUCGCGGACGCCGUACGGGACUUUGUGUUGGCAUUCAUCCACUUCAAGAAACCCAUUGUGGUGGCAAUAAACGGGCCUGCGCUGGGCUUGGGGGCUUCCAUCCUGCCGCUGUGCGACGUGGUGUGGGCCAGCGAGAGAGCCUGGUUCCAGACUCCGUGCGCCGCCCUCCACCUCACCCCCUCCGGAUGCUCCUCCUACACCUUUCCCCAGAUACUUGGCGUAGCUCUGGCCAACGAGAUGCUGUUCUGCGGCAGAAAACUCACAGCGCAAGAGGCUUGCAGUCGAGGUCUCGUGUCACAGGUCUUCUGGCCAACCACGUUCAACCAGGAGGUGAUGCUGCGUGUGAAGGAAAUGGCAUCGUGCAACGCGGUGGUUUUAGAAGAGUCCAAAUGCCUGGUGAGGAGCAUCCUCAUGUCGAUCCUGGAGGAGGUGAAUGAGAAAGAGUGUCAGAUGCUGAAGCAGCUGUGGUGUUCAACCAAAGGACUGGAGGCGCUGUUCAGCUACCUGCAGAACAAGACGUAUGAGAAGUAACCAUCCACGGUGUGGGUCUGAGGCUACCUACAGAGGGGCAUCCAGGGUGACGACGCUGCGAUCUCACACUGCAUUUAGGGCCUUUGUUUCCAUCCAUCAGCAGAGGGGACUCUCUGGAGUUAUGCUUGCUUACAUCUCUAACAACAGAAUCAAUUCCUUCAUGUUUUGUAGAGCAGCUUUUUUUUUUUUUUUUUUUUAUUGGACCCUCAGCUGUCCAGAUGUUUAUUCUCCACAUUUAAGGAGUCAAAGAGCAAAGGGCCAAAUGUGCGUUGUUUAAAAAGCAGGGAGGGUACAGAGUGCGUCUGUACUGAGACUUAAUCAUCAGGAUGCGUGAAAUCAAUGUAUGUCUGAGUGCACAUGAUAAAGCAGUGAUAAUAUAUAUUAAUAUAUAUUUAUUUCAAGCGUGUAAAAAGAGUCGCUUUCUGUACAUAAGAUGCAUUUUUCAGGAUUUUCUUUUUAGUCGCUUAUCGUCGAGUCGAAGUGUCAACCAAAGUUUGUCGUACGGACAGUGUUGCUUGCUCUGUUUUUAACUUGCACAUUCCCUCCUCUCUCUGUAUGGAUUGAAGAAAAACUUGUCAGUGGAUCCAAACGAUUGAAGAUCAUAAAACACUCGUCACACAGUUCAUGCUUCAUACUGUCAAAGUCUUUGUUUUCAUGAUCGAGAUGACUUUGCUCCUGGUAAAUGAUAUCAAGAUUAACCCUGCAUACGUACAAGCAAAAAUCCUCCUCAUACCCGUCACCUAACAUUCAUCUGUCUUCUGUUCUUUUCACCUGGAAAAGGUACAGUUCACCGUUUAUUUAAUGAAGUCUGAUUGAGGUCGAGAUUUCUUUUUCGGAUAAAAAUGC
Stegastes partitus (bicolor damselfish) is the source of this 2367-nucleotide messenger RNA. RefSeq names its product chromodomain Y like 2. The record is from RefSeq and is a predicted model, not a curated record. Gene Ontology annotation, molecular function: transcription corepressor activity. The coding region runs from base 1 to 1521 and encodes 506 amino acids. Lineage: Eukaryota; Metazoa; Chordata; Actinopteri; Pomacentridae. Gene Ontology annotation, cellular component: nucleus. The transcript has 7 exons.